Orbicella faveolata is the source of this 303-nucleotide messenger RNA. Its product is annotated as loricrin-like. NCBI's taxonomy places the organism in Eukaryota, Metazoa, Cnidaria, Anthozoa, Scleractinia, Merulinidae. The record is from RefSeq and is a predicted model, not a curated record.
AUGAUUAAUGAUGGAGUUGAUGAGUAUGGUGAAGGUGGUGGCGGCAGUGGUGGCGGUGGUGUAGAUAGUGGUGGUGGUGGUGUUGUAGGUGGUGGAUGUAACGGUGGUGGUGAAUGUGGUGGAUGUGGCAGUGGUGGUGAAUGGGGUGGUGGUAUAGGAGGUUGUGGUGGUGGUGUAUGUGGUGGUUGUGAUGGUGGAUGUGGUGGUGGUGGUGGUAGAUAUGGUGGUGGUAAAUGUGGUGGUGUUGGUGGUGGAUGUGGUGGUGGUGAAUGUGGUGGUGGUGAAUGUGGUUUGCUUUCGUAA